AUGGACGCCAAGCCCGCUGCUCAGCAGCACCAGCAAGACGCCAACGACGAUUUCAAUUCUUCCGAGUACACGCACACCAAUCUCGAUCCUGCUGUCGAAACCAAUGACGUCUCAGAGACCACGCCGCAAAAUACAGUAGCAUCGGAAGCACCACCGUCCGAAGCGGCUGUCCAGGAUGCAAGCAGCCACACCGAAGCUAUGAAAGCUGUGAUGCAGUUGGCGCAAGCCGCGUCACAACAGCAAUACGAUCAGCAGCACAGCGACAGCAGCAAUGCCGUCAACGAUGAGCAUCACCAGCAUGCCAAUGUCGAGAAUUUGGACGUCCACAAUGACGCGCUACCCGUCGCCAACUCAGACGAAUCCUCCUCCCCCGAAAAGCGUGGUAGCAAGCGACGUUCUUCGUUGCAACCCACUUCUCCCACCUCGGGCCAUGCAAGGAGAGCUUCGAAGUCCGCCAGAAACCAAGACGAUCACGACGUUGCAACAGCAGCAGCAGCUGCUGCUGCUGCCGCGGCCGCUGCAGUGCAAGGCGAUCAACACAUCUCGUUCCCCGAGUCUUGGUCCAAUGGAGACCUGCGUCGUGAAUUUGAAAAGGUGUAUCAGCAGCAACUGGUGCAAGCGCAGGCGCAGGCCAACCUUGACAACACCUUGUCUGCCAAUGCCUCGACCUCUACCGCGGUAGCGCACGACGAAGCGUCGCCGAGCUCGACCUCGGGCGGUGCGACGUCGAGCUUUAAACCGACGCGUCAGCUGUCGACGUCGAAACGAGCGGCUCAGAACCGAGCGGCGCAACGCGCGUUCCGCGAACGUCGCGAAAAGUACGUCAAAGUGCUUGAAAGCAAAGCAAAGCGGCUCGAGACAGCGAUCCGCGUAGCCAUCGAGUGCAAACGUCGUUACGGCGAAGCGCUGCAGACCAUCGACGGAUUGAGGCACGACAACCAUACAUUGCGCGUGGCCUUAUCCGCGUUGAGCGGCUCCAGCGUCGAAGGCCAGCCUGCACCUCCGACCAAGGUUGAUGAGUUGCUGGCCACGUUGCCCAACAUCCCGGAGUUGACCACAGAGGAAGAGGAUAGAGUGUUGUCGGGCGGUGUCGACGGCACAGCUGCAGUCACUGGCGCGCAGAGUCUGGACAGCCUCAGCGCGGUCGCUGUGGCUGCGGCCGCGGCCGUCGGAGCGGACACGGCGUCGCUCAAACCCACCGAUGCAGCACAGUCUCAGCGAAUCCACGCCGACGUUCAGCAGGCUUGUCCGGCCAAGUCUGAAGGGCCGAGCAUCGCGCUUGCACAACUACCCACUCCUCCACAUCUUGCUUCUGCUCGCUCCACCAGCGUCGCGCCGACUGCAUCUGCAAGUACACAAUAA
Molecule: messenger RNA, 1362 nt
Organism: Mycosarcoma maydis (corn smut)
Lineage: Eukaryota; Fungi; Basidiomycota; Ustilaginomycetes; Ustilaginales
Exons: 2
Coding region: 1-1362 (453 amino acids)
Cellular component (GO): RNA polymerase II transcription regulator complex
Molecular function (GO): DNA-binding transcription activator activity, RNA polymerase II-specific; transcription cis-regulatory region binding
Source: RefSeq, a predicted model, not a curated record